This is a messenger RNA of Abrus precatorius (Indian licorice), 1161 nucleotides long. Its product is annotated as inositol-phosphate phosphatase-like. The record is from RefSeq and is a predicted model, not a curated record. NCBI's taxonomy places the organism in Eukaryota, Viridiplantae, Streptophyta, Magnoliopsida, Fabales, Fabaceae. Gene Ontology annotation, molecular function: inositol monophosphate 1-phosphatase activity. Gene Ontology annotation, biological process: phosphatidylinositol phosphate biosynthetic process; signal transduction; inositol metabolic process. The coding region runs from base 121 to 933 and encodes 270 amino acids. The transcript has 12 exons.
GUGCUUCCGCAGUGAUCACUGGUUAGUGUGGUGCGUGAAAGGAAAGGUCACGAAUACUUUUCAUUUUGAGUACCUUCUCGUUCCUUCAUUCUCUCUCACACACAACAGCUGAAGAACAAAAUGGUCGACAAUGAUUCUUUCUCGGAAUUCCUUGCAUCUGCAGUUCAUGCGGCUCAGAAAGCUGGUGAGAUUAUUCGAAAAGGAUUCUGCCAGACCAAACACGUGGAGCACAAAGGACAGGUUGAUUUGGUCACAGAAACUGAUAAAGCAUGUGAAGAACUCAUAUUUAAUCAUCUCAAACAGCUUUAUCCCACUCAUAAGUUCAUUGGGGAAGAAACCACAGCUGCUUGUGGCACUACAGAACUAACGGAUGAACCCACAUGGAUAGUUGAUCCCCUGGAUGGAACUACCAAUUUUGUGCACGGGUUCCCCUUUGUUUGUGUCUCCAUUGGUCUUACAAUUGGAAAAAUUCCUACAAUUGGUGUUGUAUACAAUCCAAUAAUAAAUGAGCUUUUCACUGGAAUCCAUGGAAAAGGUGCUUUCUUGAAUGGGAACCCUAUAAAAGUAUCGUCACAAACUGAACUAAUAAGCUCUCUUCUUGCCACUGAGGCUGGAACAAAACGUGACCAAGAAACACUAGAUGCCUCUACUGAUAGGAUUAAAAGCUUGCUUUUCAAGGUGAGAUCUCUUCGUAUGAGUGGCUCCUGUGCUCUGAAUCUUUGUGGAAUUGCAUGUGGAAGGCUGGAUGUAUUUUUUGAACUUGGCUUUGGUGGUCCUUGGGAUGUGGCAGGUGGUGCUGUUAUUGUUAGAGAAGCUGGAGGUGUUGUAUUUGAUCCGUCGGGUGCAGCUUUUGACAUAACAUCUCAGCGAGUAGCGGCUUCUAAUCCUUUCUUAAAGGAUGCACUUGUUGAUAUUCUGCGCCAAACGGUGUGAGAAUUUAACUAUUUAUCGAUGACAAAACUUGUCAUAUUAGUCCAUCUAUGUUAGUUUAUUUAUAUUGUGAUCAAAUAAUUUUUAAGAUUCUCAUUUUUUGGUAUAAUUACCAGGUAAAAUUGUCUGAGAAUUUUUAAAAUGCUUGUAUGAAUCCAAACAAAGUAUUCGAUGAUAAUAACUUUUGUUUAUACAAUAAUAAUUCACUUUAGAAGUGUUUCCGAAAAAGUG